GAGGUGGCAGCAACACAGCUCAAAGGAUCCUAGAGGGCAAUAAAUACCACAGAAGAAGAGAGUCAGCAUGUUAUGGUGCUGAAUGAAGAGAACAUGUCUGCUUCCGCCGGUGAGCCAAACUUCUGCCCUGAAUGCGGGAAUGUCCUUCCGCUGCCUGGGAUGUCCCAAACAGUCCGCUGCCCUCGCUGCUCCUUCUCCAUUCCUGUUAUAGAAUUCUCUGGCCUGGAAGUGUGUUCAGCUGUGGUCUUUAACCCCGUGGAGCAGUCGGCGGCGGCUCUGGAGGACGAGGAAGGCGGCUCGGAGCUGAAGGGACCUGUGAUCGACAGACGCUGCGCUCGCUGCAAUAAAGAAGGGAUGAUCUACCACACCAGGCAGAUGAGGUCUGCAGAUGAAGGGCAGACGGUCUUCUUCACCUGUAUGCACUGCAGGUAUCAAGAGAAGGAAGAUUCGUGAGGAAGACAUCCCACAGCUGGGAUAGCUCCUCAGUUAUUAGACGGACCAGAUGUGGAACGGGACGGCAGCUGGCUGCCUCCAGUGGAGAUGCUCAUUUUCUCUGAAUAAUCUCAAUCUGGUUUUAUCUGAUGGUUGUUAAUGAUGCAUAAAACUCACAGCUGGAAAUAAAGGUUAGA
Molecule: messenger RNA, 629 nt
Organism: Cyprinodon variegatus (sheepshead minnow)
Lineage: Eukaryota; Metazoa; Chordata; Actinopteri; Cyprinodontiformes; Cyprinodontidae
Gene: polr1h
Product: zinc ribbon domain containing 1
Exons: 5
Coding region: 73-453 (126 amino acids)
Biological process (GO): termination of RNA polymerase I transcription; DNA-templated transcription
Cellular component (GO): RNA polymerase I complex
Molecular function (GO): nucleic acid binding; zinc ion binding; DNA-directed RNA polymerase activity
Source: RefSeq, a predicted model, not a curated record